Molecule: messenger RNA, 2390 nt
Organism: Spea bombifrons (plains spadefoot toad)
Lineage: Eukaryota; Metazoa; Chordata; Amphibia; Anura; Pelobatidae
Gene: XRCC1
Product: X-ray repair cross complementing 1
Exons: 18
Coding region: 161-2113 (650 amino acids)
Biological process (GO): base-excision repair; double-strand break repair via nonhomologous end joining; single strand break repair
Cellular component (GO): nucleus
Molecular function (GO): damaged DNA binding
Source: RefSeq, a predicted model, not a curated record
CUUCCGGGGCGGGAGGUUCGUGCGCGGCAUCUUCCCGGGAACCGAUUGUGUAUCCAGUAGCCGGAUUGGGUCAUGCUUUGGUUCCUUCUGGAUCUGUGAAGCAGAGGAACGUCGCCGGUGCUGCCUGCGUGUCGGAAGCGGAGCCACCUGAUCCCAAACAAUGCCUGAGAUCAAACUGAAGCACGUGGUGUCGUGCAGCAGCGCGGACACGACUCACACGGCUGAAAACCUGCUGAAAGGUGACACGUUCCACAAAUGGAAAUCUCGGCAAGUUGGCGAGAAGCAGAUUUCUCUCAUUUUGCAGUUUGAGAAGGAGGAGCAGGUACACAGCAUUGACAUCGGAAACGAGUCUUCUGCCUUCGUGGAGGUGCUGGUCGGACGCUCCACGUCAGUCAGUGAACAGGAAUACGAGGUGAUCCUGGCAACAUCGUCGUUCAUGUCCCCCAGCGAAAGCAAGAGCGAGAAAAACCGCAACAGACUGAGGAUGUUCGGCCCGGACAAGCUGGUGAAGGGAGCGGCGGAGAAGAAGUGGGACCGAGCGAAGAUCGUGUGCACGCAGCCUUACAACAAGAACAUCACGUACGGUCUGUCCUUUAUACGGUUCAACUCCCCACCAGACAAAGAUGAGCCUUCUCCCAGUGACUCCUCGCCGAAAGUGACAAAGUUGGGACAGUUUAAGGUUAAAGAGGAGGAGAGCUCGCCAUCCAUGAGACCCGGGAGCCUCUUUUUCAGCCGUAUUGGAAAACCUCAAGACUCGUCCCCAAAAGUCCCGCAGGCCGCGCAAAGCUACGCGUCGGUGGCCUUACAGGGCGGCAGCAGCUCCGCAGAGACCAGCCCCACCGGCGAAAAGCAAGCGCAUAGUACCCCUUCAAGCAGUAACUCGCAAAAGGAACCAUCCGGCAAGAGAAAGUUCGAAUUCAGCAAAGAAUCCACAAGCCGCCCCCCUGCCAAGAAAACCGAGGUCAAGGAAUCCCCGUCUCGCCCCAAAGAGAGCGCAUCGCAGCCGCCGCCAAAGAAAAUCAAAGCCGAUUCCCCGGCUACCCCGCCUGUGAAGAAGCCGUCGGCCCCAGAGAAACCUGUUCACAAGAAGUCCCCUCCUGCCUCCCAACCGAUGGAGAUGAAUGAGAUCCUGCAGGGCACGGUGUUUGUGCUCAGCGGGUUCCAGAACCCCUUCAGAUCUGAGCUGCGGGACAAAGCGCUGGACAUGGGAGCCAAGUACCGGCCGGACUGGACCCCGGACAGCACUCAUCUCAUAUGUGCUUUUGCCAACACCCCCAAGUACAGCCAGGUCAAGGCCGCAGGGGGCAUCAUCGUGCGGAAGGAGUGGAUCUUGGACUGUUACAAGAAGCAACAGCGCUUGCCGUAUAAAAAGUAUCUCAUGGCUUCAGCCGACUCAAGCAGCGAAGAAGACGAUGAUAGUGAAGACGAUUCACCACCUAGACACAAAGCCCCUGCGCAUAGAAAGAAUCCGGAUUCUGGCCGAACCCACCAGAAACCCGUUCCCAGCCAUGCUAAGGCAAUCCCAACGAGGCCAAAGGAGGAGGACAGCGAGGACGAGAAGCCCAAAGCCACGGAGACCAAAGCAAACCACUCGGUUAAAGCAGAGGAUGAAUACGGAGGGAGCACGGAUGAAGAAAGCACAGGAGACAGAAGAGGUCACAAGCAAGAGUCUGGAAGUGACACCGACAGUGAAAUAAAGAGGGUGGAAGCAGAAAAGAGAGUGAAGAAGGAGGCCAGCCCACCACCAGACAACGAUCCUUACGCAGGUUCCACGGACGAGAACACGGACGUAGAAGAGGCCGAGGUGGACCUGCCCAUCCCUGAACUUCCCGAUUUGUUCAGCGGCAAACACUUCUUCUUGUACGGCGAGUUCCCUGCUUUGGAGCGCAGGACGCUGCUGAGAUACAUCGCUGCCUUUAACGGGGAGCUGGAGGAAUACAUGAAUGAAAAGGUGCAAUAUGUGAUCACCUGUCAGGAAUGGGACGACAGCUUUGAAGAGGCUCUGAAUGACAACUCCAACCUCUCGUUCGUCCGCCCCCGCUGGAUCUACAACUGCAACGAGAGGCAGAAGUGCAUCCCUCACCAGCCAUACGUGGUGGUGCCGCUGGAGUAAGGAGACGGAAGAGCAAAGGGGGAGAAACUAUGGACCUGCAAGGCCCCUCUGUACAAUGAGCUCCGGAGCCUCGGGGGUCUUCUGAUUACUACAGAUGGAUUUGUAUUGCUGAAAACACCCCGCACUCCACUCGGGGACCCCUGAGGCUUUGCGCACUGGUAGUAUGUAGGUGCCGUGUAUUUCUUCCUUUUUAAAACAAGGCCACCCGCUGCGUGAUGUAUAUUUUGUAAAGAAAGGUCUUUUCUUAAACAUUUAUGAGAUGACCACGGACUAAUAA